AUGCCCUCUACCUUCGCCAUGGAUAGUAUUCCAGCAACGCGAGUCGGAUACCUGAGCCGCAAAGCUCUACCGAUCAAACGAAAUGACGCCGAGCCUCUCACUCGCGAGGAUGUUCAAUAUGAUCUGCUUGAAUAUCUCUUUACCAACUCUGAUGCUGUUUUCACUGAUCCUCUUUCCCCAACCGGGCCCAAGAUGACGUUCGGUACUCUUUACGCAUCCACUGUUAUCAACUCCAGCAAAUGCUCCAAGGUUCUAAAAGACAAAAUGAUUGAAGCGCCUGCAUUCAAACUCGAAUUUGCGAAGAUAGCUCUUCUAACCAACGUCGGGCGCAUUAACACUACCAUGGCUUUCUUUCCGGAAAUGAAGACGGCCCUAAGAACAUACCAUCCGGUACCUUCAUUACAGAAGACUGACGGCAAUGCACAAGAUGCCCCACGUAUCAAAAAUUGUCUCAAGGCUGCUAACCUUCCCUCAGAAAUAAGACCGGAAGAUGUACCAGCCUCACCUGAGGAUGUUCUCGACAAACUUAGAUCUGGCCAAAGGCCUUCGACAAGUGUAGUCAACAUGGUUUUCCUUCUUGCUAGUCAUGCAGCACCUCUUUCCAGUAUCCAUUUUGACGGAAAUUUAAAUUUUUUGGACCUUUUUCUUUCUAGCAACCGCUUCGCUUCUGCAGACCGCGGAAGGGCUUUUUUGUGGCUGCUAUAUCACUAUAUAGAAGAUUGCGAAGGCACUAACCCAUUCGACGACUUACACUCAAAAGCCAAUCCAGGGAAAAUCCCUUCUCUUAGACAGCUCACGGCAUCAGAGCAAAGACGAGAGAACGUAGAUCUUCCCGAAGAAAUCCAAUGGGGUCUCAAGAUGUCAAAUCAACGGAAUGUUUUUCUUCAAAAGCUUGUCGCAGCUAAUGAAGGGGAAAAGAAAGCUAGAGCAAUCGCUCCUCACUUUGUCACAGCAUCUGGAAGCAAUAUUCCACGAACACCGCGCCAAUUGCAAGACAACCCUAAAGAUGAAGCGGCUUUUCUUUUUUACGUACCGAGUCAAGACAAUCAGCCUCCUCAACGUCCUCAACAAAUACCUAUUUACGCAGCUGGCCAUCGCGUGACUCGCUCUACAAAUGAACGCACUAUGUUUCAACACGCUUGGCAUCUAGCAACCUCUGUCGAUCCCUUGGUUGAUUCCGACGACGAAAUGAUUGACCAUCAUAAUCGAGUGGAAUAUAGUUAA
Messenger RNA from Psilocybe cubensis, 1224 nucleotides. RefSeq lists its product as uncharacterized. Gene Ontology annotation, cellular component: Ino80 complex. The transcript has 8 exons. NCBI's taxonomy places the organism in Eukaryota, Fungi, Basidiomycota, Agaricomycetes, Agaricales, Agrocybaceae. The record is from RefSeq and is a predicted model, not a curated record. Bases 1 to 1224 code for a protein of 407 amino acids.